CGCAUAAUAACUAGAAAAAAGCAUUGAACCCAAGCGACUCCAUUGAUCUUCCUUCCUCUUCGUCCUUUCUUCCCUGUGUCACCGAGUCGCCUCGGCUCGCGCGCUGCCACCAUGGUUCUGGAGGCCACCAUGAUUUGUAUCGACAAUUCGGAGUGGAUGAGGAAUGGAGACUACGCUCCAACUCGUUUCCAGGCUCAAGCGGACGCUAUCAAUCUCGUAUGUGGGUCUAAAACCCAGUUGAAUCCAGAAAAUACGGUGGGCUUGCUCACUAUGGCGGCUAAAGGAGUCCGUGUUUUAGUCACUCCAACUAGUGACCUUGGGAAGAUCUUGGCUUGUAUGCAUGGUCUGGAGAUUGGGAGUGAAUUAAAUUUGGUAUCCGGAAUCCAAGUUGCUCAAUUGGCUCUCAAACAUCGCCAAAACAAACAUCAGCAACAGAGGAUCAUAGUCUUUGUCGGAAGUCCAAUUAAGCAUGAGAAGAAGUUGCUGGAGACUAUUGGCAAAACAUUGAAGAAGAAUAGUGUUGCUCUUGAUGUUGUUGAUUUUGGGGAAUCCGAUGAUGGAAAAUCUGAGAAGUUGGCUGCACUUGUUGCAGCGGUUAAUAAAAAUGGCAACAGUCACAUAGUUAAUAUUCCCCCUGGACCAACUGCUCUCUCUGAUGCAAUAUUAAGCACACCCAUCUUUACUGGUGAUGGUGAUGGAGGAAGUGGUUUUGCUGCUGCUGCUGCUGCUGCUGUCGCUGCUGCAGCUGGUGGUUUGUCCGGAUUUGAGUUUGGUGUAGACCCUAAUAUAGAUCCCGAGCUAGCUCUUGCAUUGAGAGUUUCAAUGGAAGAGGAAAGGGCUAGGCAAGAAGCAGCUGCCAAAAAGGCUGCUGAAGAUGCUUCUAAACAAGAAAAAGCUGAUGGUGUGGCGUCAGGAUCUCAAGAUGUAACCAUGGCUGAGCCAAUUAACACUUCUGCCCCGAGUAAAGAUGAUAGAAGACAUGAUUUGACGGAUGAUGAGACCGCCUUGCUACAACAGGCUCUUGCGAUGUCAAUGGGUGUGGGGGGUGUGGUUUUAGCCGAUACUAAUAUGUUGGAUGUCACUGCUGACCAAGACUUAGCUUUUGCACUUCAAAUGUCUGUGCAGGAGAAUCCUAAAGAUGCUCCGGACCCAUCUGAUAUUAGCAAGGUUUUGGAGGACCAGUCUUUUGUUUCAUCCAUUCUCAACUCGCUGCCAGGUGUUGACCCUAACGACCCUUCUGUGAAGGAUUUACUAGCAUCAUUACAAAGCCAAACAGAGCAAAAGAAGAAUGAAGAUAAAUCUGAGAAAGAAGGUGAAAACUAGAAGGUCCGUAACGCGUAUUAUUACUUCGCUAGAAUUCAGAUCUCAGCUCAGCAGCUCUGAUGGAAGGCAUGUCAAGUCUUUUUAUGAAGAAAAAGCCAUUGUUUUUCAGUUACCCAUCAAUGGAAGCACUUUUAUUUUAUUUACUGGAAUACUUAUUUAGCAAAUCAGUUUCAUGGUGGUUGAAAAACUAUACGGAUUUAUGCUGAUUUACGAUGAUUUCAUU
Messenger RNA from Phalaenopsis equestris, 1546 nucleotides. Its product is annotated as 26S proteasome non-ATPase regulatory subunit 4 homolog. Gene Ontology annotation, cellular component: cytosol; nucleus; proteasome regulatory particle, base subcomplex. NCBI's taxonomy places the organism in Eukaryota, Viridiplantae, Streptophyta, Magnoliopsida, Asparagales, Orchidaceae. The record is from RefSeq and is a predicted model, not a curated record. Gene Ontology annotation, biological process: proteasome-mediated ubiquitin-dependent protein catabolic process. Gene Ontology annotation, molecular function: polyubiquitin modification-dependent protein binding.